Molecule: messenger RNA, 885 nt
Organism: Amborella trichopoda
Lineage: Eukaryota; Viridiplantae; Streptophyta; Magnoliopsida; Amborellales; Amborellaceae
Molecular function (GO): RNA binding
Source: RefSeq, a predicted model, not a curated record
AUGCUUCCCUUCUAUGAUUAUCACCCCUCUCUCACCCUGCAACCCCACCCACAACAAGACUGCAAUCAAUUCUCUCUACCCGAAAACCCCACCACCUUCUACUCUCCUUUUCCUCGUCAUGCUCUUCCACAUUGUUACUACGACGAUUUUCUCUCUCGACAAAGUCAGCCAUCUGUUUAUUCUGAUUUCGUCUCUCAUAUACCUGCAACUCCUCUCUCCUUUCCUUUUCAUGAGCGAAGCCCGCUCGUGGUGGAUGCUCCACCGAGAAAAGCUCGGGUUUCAGGGAGCUCGAAGCCCAGAAAUGUUGGUCUAGUGAGAGAAAGUCGUAGAGAGAGAAAUGGGUUAUGGAGGCCCAAGGAGAAGAGCGCUGAAAAUGGAUCUGACCCGAUUCUUAUUGUGGAAGAGCUUUCGGAUGCUCAGAGUACUACUGUUAUGAUAAAGAAUAUACCCAACAAACUCAGUCGAAAAAUGUUGGUGGAUCUGCUUGAAAAUCUUUGUAAGGAAGAGAAUGAGAAGGGUGGGAUUUUAUCAGAAUUCGAUUUCGUGUACUUGCCCAUGGAUUUUCGGAGCAAGUGCAAUUUAGGUUAUGCCUUUGUCAACUUUACAACAACGAGAGGAAUGAAGGCUCUCUGCUCCAAAUUACAUGGAUGUCAUUGGCAAAUGUUGUCCUCCAAAAAGAUUUGCCGAGUCGCCUAUGCCCGCCUUCAAGGGAAGAAUGCCUUGGUGGAGCAUUUUAGAUCAUCGAACUUUCCAUGCGACAGCGACGAGUACCUGCCUCUUGUAUUCACUCCGCCAAGCAACGGUUUGGUACCCUCUCAAUCAACCAUAGUGGGAACACGGGUUCCGCACUUAUUCUCUUCGACCUCGUUGUCACUUGCUUCCUGA